Ruditapes philippinarum (Manila clam) is the source of this 4180-nucleotide messenger RNA. RefSeq lists its product as uncharacterized. Lineage: Eukaryota; Metazoa; Mollusca; Bivalvia; Venerida; Veneridae. Gene Ontology annotation, molecular function: DNA-binding transcription activator activity, RNA polymerase II-specific; RNA polymerase II transcription regulatory region sequence-specific DNA binding. Gene Ontology annotation, biological process: positive regulation of transcription by RNA polymerase II. Gene Ontology annotation, cellular component: nucleus; cytoplasm. The transcript is spliced from 6 exons. The record is from RefSeq and is a predicted model, not a curated record. Bases 126 to 3107 code for a protein of 993 amino acids.
AUUAUGAACGGGCGGUGAUUACAAACAGUGCAAUUUACAACAGUUGAAUGACAGCAGCGAAAACAUGCAGAGUGCAUGAAGAGAAAUUGUUAUUUUGGAUUUAUUGAUAUUAACAGGGAAAGAAAAUGUCAUCUAAAUCACAGAAGAGUAUUAAGAAAACUGUAAAAAAUCAACCAGUUACUUCAAGAUGCGUUGCUGUUGUUUUCAAGAAAAAUGACAAGAUAGAUAACUCAGGUGAUUGUGAAACUUUUGAAAAUGAGCACACUGAAUUACAAAAUCAUGAAAAUGAAAACGAAGUUAAUCCAUUUGCGUUAAAUUCCAAUUUUGACAUAAAAGGUAACAAUGUAUUUGAUGCAAAAAAAGUGUUUGAAGAAUUUAGAUUAAGGAAUAAGACAUGUUACUGGAAUCCAGCCCUGGUUGACAGUGUGAACAGUUUAGAAUAUGUUGGAUUUAUUGAACCAUUUACAAUUCUAGUGAAAGGAGAUGACAUUCAUCUAGAAAAUGUUCGCACAGCAUGGGGAAGGCGUGUUCUUAAGAACCCUGCACAUUAUCAGAUAGAGCGGAUAGGUGAUGUAAAUGGUAUAGAGAUGCAGGUAAUACCACAGACUCAGUUUAUACCUCUACCAGAGGCCCUCUGUCUCAUCAUCAUGGACCUCAACAACAGUCAGAUUGUUGCUACAUUAGAUACAGUCUGUGAAAGGCUCAAGAUUGGUUACCAAGGACUCCAUCUACCUAGCAACCAGCAUGUAUAUGAUACCCUUGGUCAACUCAUUAGAGAGAGAAAGGUCUUUCAUACAGGUUGUGGAUAUUUUGUGGUAACACCAGAUACAUUUCGCAUGCAUUCUGAUGACAUUCAGUCCUCAAAUCUACUGUCACCCUGGACACAUCUACAUCCAAUGUAUAUACCUGCUGCUUUUGGUCAGCCGGCAAGACAGCCAAUGAGAUCAAUAUCCUGCCAGGUGGACACUGAGCAAAGUAUGACUGGUCAUCAGGAGUCAUGUGACAAACCAGAAAAAGAUCUCAACUUUAAUGAAAAACUACAUAUUGAUUUACCUUCCCUGCGUGUUCAGAGAAGCAUGAGUGUCAGUGGUAGAAGAUCUCGAGAUAGGGGACGCAGGGAUGAAGCAUCUGAGGUGGGCUCAGUACGGAGAAGUUCUUCAGUGAAAGGCAGGAAUGACAAAUCCAAAUCUCUUUCAAAGGAGGAAACCAAGAGUGAGGGCAAACAAGGAAAAAAUAAAGACAAAGUUUCGUUCUUCUCCAAGUUAUUUGGACGUAACAAGAAAAAGCAGCCACCCCCAGAACCAGAGAAACCUGUUGUUGAAUAUGCAACAUUCUCUGCCCAGUUCCCUCCCCCUGAAUGGAUGUGGUAUCAACAGCAGUUAGAUCGUCAGCUCCGUACCGAGACCUGGGUACAGCAACAGAUGCACAAGUCUGGUACCUGGCACCAUUAUCUACACAGUCUACCAGCAGACAGUCCAACAACAAGUCUUCACAUGGGAGCUAACUCUGUCCCAGAAAGAACCAGUGGCAUGCAUCAUGCGCAUUUCAGUCAAAAUUAUCAUCCAGACAGUGGCAAUAGUAUUCCUAGAAAAUCAAAUAAAAAAUCUCAUAAACAUAAAAAUAGGUUGCCAAUUGUGAUAGCAAAUAACCCUGGUGAAAGUACACAUCUUGAUGUAGAUCAGAAACAUACUUAUAGGAAUAGUAUGGGACAAACAAAUAUACGCCUCAGCUCCUUGCCAACAAGACUGUCUCCUUCUGGGGAGACACUGCAUUCAAACUAUGUUUCCCAUCCUAUAUUUAGUUCCACACCAAGAUUUAGUGCAAUACCUGAACAAUCUAAAGUUACUAGGGAAACUUCAACUCAUGUCAGUACUGAACUCAAAGAAGGUCAGCAGAAAGGUGAAAAGGAGAGGUCAAGGAAAAAAUCUCAUAAAACAAAGAAAAAAUCUCAUCAUGAUCGACAUUCUAGUUACCUACCAAUGUCAAGGCAUGUUAGUGGAAUGAGUGCAAGAACUGCUGCUGAAAUGGAUAAUGAUAUAAGUUACCAAUUUCAAGGUCAAUUGCCAAACAAACAUUCAACCAUUGGGAAGUCACAUAGUAGUGGAGUGAACUGUAUAGGUCUUGAACCUGAGCCUAGUAAAAAUAAAAGUCAGAAAUAUCAAAGGUCGAAUUCAUACAGACAUACAGUGAAUGAACCACAAGUUGGCCCUGGUCAUGGUCAAUUUGUAGGUCAAAGAUAUCAGAGGUCACAGUCAUAUAGACAUCCAGUUAGAGAAGAUCAUGAAACUGUAUCAAAAACUGAAAUUUCUAGCCAUAUUUAUGCCAAUGUUCACAUAUCUCAUGAAACUAAACCAAAAGUACCAGAAAGAAUACAUAGAAAAAGUAGUCAAGAUCAAAGUAGAGGUGAAACAUCAAGAGAAAGCACUGAUUUUUUAUGCGAUCGGGCAACACAUUACAGACUUGAUCUUCCUGAAAGUGACCGCCACUCUGAUCACGGAAGUGACUAUGGCAACGACGAACAAACAAGCAGUAGCGGAGGUGGUACGCUUAACUCAUAUUCUAGUCAGGAGCCACCAUCGACGGACAGUGCAGUGGAAGGAACAGAAAGUAGUGAACACAGUCUUGGUACAGUCAUUGACACAAGGCAGAUUGCAAAUAAACAUUUAGAGAGACUAACUGCUGAUGUGCAUGAGAUGUCUCUUGGAGACAGCGGUUUUAGUUCUCCGAGACUGUCAGAAAAUUCAAGUGAAAGUAAGAAAGGGGAUAGCAAUUUUCCCAAAACUCAUAAUGGAUUCAUGUGCAAUAAUUUAAAAAGUGAAUCAAGGCAUAAUAAUUCAGUUGGGAAGCUUGAUGAGGGUUCAGAAGACUCUUUUGAUAGAAUAUCAUCUGACAGACUGUAUGAAAAUGUUAGAUUAAGUCAAAAAGAGGUUCUGAACAACAUGAAGUACUUACAUAAAGAGAUUAAUGUAUCUUCACAGAAUCUCAACAAUCAAGGUCAAGGGCAUGUAGCUGAAGGUAACACUCAACAAGUAGAAUUUGACCCGAAGCAAGCUGUAGCUAAAAAAUUUAACUUUGAAGGAGAUUUCCAUGUUGUUGGUGUAGUGUAAUUUGUUAGACAAUGAGAAAUGUAAAGUGGGAUAUAUGAAAAAAUGUAAUAAUAACAUUUCUUCAUGAAAACUAACCUUUCCUUGUAUAUACGACUUGAAUUUUGCUGCAAUCUCUUAUUCAUGUAAGCAGUUUUUUCGACUUUCGCCAAGUAAUUGGAAUAAGAGAUGAACAAGCAUUCAGGCAAGUCUUAAGUUCUAAGGAAUAUUUUAUGUACUCAAACAAAUAAGUGCCAAAGUUUUGUUUUUCUCAGGUGUAUAAAAUGAUCAAAAAUAACUUCUGUCAUUUAUUAAUGACAGUUUUCAAUUGUUUAACUUAUUCACACAUUGUGUCAUAUUUGUUGCUGGUCAAUGUUGUCUGCUGCAUAUUCAAUCAUCAUCAUAUUAUAAUUCAGAUUAGGUCUAAUAUGCCACUGUUUUGUUGCUUUGAAUAAAAGUCGACAUCAGUUAGGCUUUCAAAUGUUGAACCAUAAAUGGGGGGAAAGCAGUAACAUCAGAUUUUUGUUCACAUUAUUUAUAAAAAUGAACAGUUUUCUGGCAUUCAUUGAACUUUUUUUAUGAUCUCAUUUUAUGCCAUUUUAUGCCUUUGUGUAAUACACUAUGCAUGAACAUAUUUUAUAUGCUGAUUUUUCAAGCAGGUUGUGUAUAUUUUUUUGCAUACUGUGUGUGCCUAUUUUUGUAUGUACAGUAUUUAUAAUUGUUGCGAUUGUAAAUAUGCUUUUUUAAGUUAACAGACACUUUGAUAUUAUGUCUUCUAUGCAAUGUUUAUAGUAUCACUUAUAGUGAAACCCAUUUAGUGCUUCUUGUAUUGAUUUAUUAAAUUAUCCAACAGUUUUACCAAUUGUAGGCAUUCAAAUAAAUUUUUAGAUUGUCACCAAUGAGAAUAACCUUUUAUAAUAUAGAAUCAAUAUCACAGAUUUUACAACUAUCAGAUUUUUAAAAAUGAACAUUUUAUUUGAAUUUUAUAUAGAUUUGGUUUUAAUCAAAUGAAUGUGUUUUAUUGAGAUAAAGUUUUAUGUGUAACUAGACAUCAUAUUUACAGCACUGCCGAGAAAUAAACAGAUUGUUAAUGCUGA